Messenger RNA from Miniopterus natalensis, 3136 nucleotides. RefSeq lists its product as uncharacterized. NCBI's taxonomy places the organism in Eukaryota, Metazoa, Chordata, Mammalia, Chiroptera, Miniopteridae. Gene Ontology annotation, biological process: regulation of DNA-templated transcription. The record is from RefSeq and is a predicted model, not a curated record. Gene Ontology annotation, molecular function: DNA-binding transcription factor activity, RNA polymerase II-specific; RNA polymerase II cis-regulatory region sequence-specific DNA binding.
GCGUCUGGACGGAGGCAGCGGGGCCCAGGGCGCUCGUUCCAGCCCCUCCGUUUUCAACUGUCACCCAGCAGCUCUCCACCCACGGAGCCGGGACUAGACCAGCAGCGCCCGUUGUCACGUGUCCUCUGUGGCACCCUUGUCGCUGCGAAGGCAGAAUUGGGUCGUUGUGACAGAGACGUUUUGGUCUGCAGACGGGAACAUGUCCAUCUGUCUCUUCCAGAAAAUGUAAUAUCCAUCCCUCUGGCAGGGUGACCCGUAUCCCAGGGUACUAGUUUGGACAUAACUUACGACGACACCAGGAACAAUAGAAUCAUGUGAAGCAGGAAAAGCUGCAAGACUGGGUAUCAGUAAUUCCGGGGACACACCUGACUGAGGACAGAUUUCUGAACAGAAAUUUAGAGCUGACCCAGACACAGCAAGACAGAGCCGCCCAUUUCUGUCUCUUUUCAGAGAACGAGAAAAUGCCGCAGGCUCAGGAAUCCCUGACAUUUCACGAUGUGGCUGUGGACUUCACCUCAGAGGAAUGGCAGCUCCUGGACCCUGAUCAGAAGAACCUGUACAGGGACGUGCUUUUGGAGAACUAUAGCCACCUGGUGUCCCUGGGGUAUCAAGCCAGCAAACCAGAUGUGCUCUCCAAGUUGGAACAAGGGGAAGAACUGUGGACAGCACAGGAUGAACUCUACUGUCUAGUCUGUCCAGAACUUAAGAAAGUUGAUGAUCUUCUGCAUUAUCACUUGCAAAAUCGAAAUAUUCACAAGAGUGUGGAACAAUGCUGUGAAUAUAAUAUGUCUGCAAAUGUUGUUAAUCAGAGAGAAGGUCAUUUCCUAUUUAAGCAAAAUCAUGGUAUGUUUGAGGUACGUGAAGAACCUUCAAAAUCAAAUUUAUGUUUUGAAAACCAAAACAGCAGCUCUAACUUAACUAACGCUGUUGAGUUGAAUGGAGAUGGGACAUGCAUUCUGCAUGUCAACCAUGAACAAUUUUAUAACGAAAUUAAAUUGCCUGUCAGCAUGAAAAACAUCAAUAACAAUUCCCAGGUUAUUAAGCAUCAAAGAAUUCACAAUGUAGAGAAAGCCCAUGUAUGUAUUGAAUGUGGGAAAGCCUUCAUCAAGAUGUCUCAGCUCAUUCAUCAUCAGAGAGUUCAUACUAGAGAGAAACCUUAUGGAUGCAGUUUGUGUCGGACAGCCUUCUCCAGAAAAUUCAGGCUCACUGAACAUCAGAGAGUUCAUACAAGACUGAAACAAUAUGAAUGCACUGAAUGUGACAAAACUUUCCUCAAGAAAUUACAGUUCAAUAUACAUCAGAAAACUCACAUGGGAGAGAAGUCUUAUAUUUGUAGUGAGUGUGGGAAAGUGUUCAUAAAAAAGUGGCAGCUCAUUUAUCAUCAGCAAACUCAUACAGGAGAGAAACCCCAUGGGUGCAGUCUAUGUGGGAAGACCUUCUCUACAAAAUCUAAUCUCAAUAAACAUAAAAAAACUCAUACAGGAGAGAAGCCUUAUAUAUGCAGUGAGUGUGGAAAAGGCUUCAUCGAAAAGUGCCGUCUUUUUGCACAUCAUCGAACUCACACAGGAGAGAAACCGUAUAUAUGUAACAAGUGUGGUAAAGGCUUUGCCACGAUGAACACUCUUACCACACAUCAGCAAACUCAUACAGGAGAGAGACCCCAUGGAUGCAGUCUGUGUGGGAAGACAUUCUCUACAAAGUCUAAUCUCAAUAAACAUGAGAAAACUCAUGCAAGAGAGAAACCUCAUACAUGCAGUGAAUGUGGAAAAGGCUUUAUCGAGAAGUGUCGUCUUAUUGCACAUAAUCGAACUCAUACAGGAGAGAAACCCUAUGUAUGUAAUGAAUGUGGGAAAGACUUUGCCAUGAUGAACAGUCUUACCAGACAUCAGCAAACUCAUACAGGAAAGAAACCCUACAUAUGUAAUGAGUGUGGGGAAGGCUUCAGCAGGAAGAGUCUUCUCUUUAAGCAUCAGCGAACACAUACAGGGGACAAGCCCUAUAUAUGUAGUGCAUGUGGAAAAGGCCUCACCACGAAGGGUAGUCUCACUAUACAUCAGCGAAUUCAUACUUUAGAGAAACCCUAUAUGUGCAAUAAAUGUGGGAAAGGCUUCACUGUAAAUAGUUCUCUGAUUUUACAUCAGCGAACUCACACAGGAGAAAAACCCUAUGUAUGUGGUGAAUGUGGGAAAGGCUUCACUGUGAAGAGUUAUCUGAUUUUACAUCAGCGGACUCACACAGGAGAAAAACCCUAUGUAUGUGGUGAAUGUGGGAAAGGCUUCACUAUGAAGAGUUCUCUGGUUUUACAUCAGCGAACUCACACAGGAGAAAAACCUUAUGUAUGCAGGGAAUGUGGAAAAGGCUUCCCAGUGAAGAUACAACUGAUUGUACAUCACCGGUCUCAUACAGGAGAGAAACCAUAUAUAUGUAAAGAGUGUGGAAAAGGCUUCACCAUAAUGACCCAUCUUACCACACAUCUGCUAACUCAUACAGGGGAGAAACCCUACAUAUGUAAUGAGUGUGAGAAAGGUUUCACCAGGAAGGGUCUUCUCAUCAGACAUCAGCGAACACAUACAGGGGAGAAGCCCUAUGUAUGUAGUGUAUGUGGAAAAGGCUUCACUAUGAAGUGUAGUCUCACUGUACAUCAGCGAACUCACACAGGAGAAAAACCCUAUGCAUGCAGUGAAUGUGGGAAGGGUUUCACUAUGAAGAGUUCUCUGGUUUUGCAUCAGCGAAUUCACACAGGAGAAAAACCCUAUGUAUGCAGUGAAUGUGGAAAAGGCUUCCCCUCAAAGGUGCAGCUGAUUUUACAUCAACGGUCUCAUACAGGAGAGAGACCAUAUAUAUGUAGUGAAUGUGGGAAAGGUUUCAUAGCAAAGAGUUACCUCAUCAGACAUCAGCGCAAACAUACAGGAGAGAAGCCCUAUGUAUGCAGUGUGUGUGAAAAAGGCUUUACCAAGAAAAGCAGUUUCAUUUUACAUCAGCGAACUCAUACUUAAGAGAAAACGUAUACAGUAAAACCUAGAUAUAACAGACUCAUUUGGAGAGGGCAUGUCCAUUAAAGUCAAAAGUCCAUUAUAUAAUAAAGUAGGUUUUCCAAAUUCAUUUGUCAAAAAAUUGACAAAUUAGCCCUAGUCAU